Messenger RNA from Leguminivora glycinivorella, 743 nucleotides. RefSeq lists its product as uncharacterized. The transcript has 3 exons. The record is from RefSeq and is a predicted model, not a curated record. Bases 156 to 458 code for a protein of 100 amino acids. NCBI's taxonomy places the organism in Eukaryota, Metazoa, Arthropoda, Insecta, Lepidoptera, Tortricidae.
UCUGUCAUCAGAGUGUGUAAGCGAUGCUAUCGCUUGAAUUUAAAAUUGUUUUAAUAACAAUUUGAUGUACCUCUUUAUACCUGUGUAGAACACAACUGUGUUAAACUAUUUGCAAGUCCAUUGACUUUGGGCUAGAAAUUAAGCCUUUGAUUCAGAUGGCACGGAUUAUGCUUGUUGUAUCUCUCGUGUUUUUGACUUAUCUUCAAGUGGCAUCUACUAGUAGUAGUGGCGUUAAAUGUGUGCAGCACUCUGAAUGUCCAGAAACAAUGGCGUGCGAGAGCGAAAGCUCCUUGUGCGUGGAUCCGUGUCUCGCACAUUCGAAAUGUGGAACCGCAGCGAGUUGUCAUGUCUAUGAGCAUUUGGCUAGUUGCCGUUGUGACCCAGGAACCGAGGGUGACCCCUACAGGAGUUGCAGCUCAUCAACUGUAAAUCUGCUUGUAUACGGACGAUUGGGCUAGGUUAUUUAGGCUAGGCAAGAACGAUUUAAUACGAUGUAUGCCUAUAAGAUUUGAGGACCCCUCGAUUUCUCCAGGAUCCCAUCAUCAAAACUGGGUUCUGAUAAAAUGUGACCAAUUUGUAUGUAUAAAAAAAUCUCACAUCGGUCCAGUAACCAGAACCAUGGAGAUAUCGUGGAAGAAACAUUAAAAAAAAUACAGACGAAUUGAGAACCACCUUCCUUGAGAUUUGGGCGGCGGCGGUUAAAAAUAUUUAAGGUGGCUCGCUUUCCAUACAAAAAACAUCUA